Cuscuta campestris is the source of this 685-nucleotide messenger RNA. The record is from the annotation of a GenBank genome assembly. NCBI's taxonomy places the organism in Eukaryota, Viridiplantae, Streptophyta, Magnoliopsida, Solanales, Convolvulaceae.
CGAAGCUUUAUCAUAAUUAUUGAGAAAGUUGGAAAUUCCAAGCAACAAGAAGAAGAAAAGAAAACUCCAACUCCAUGGUAGUAUGUUAAGGAAGAAGAAGAAGGAGCAAGAAAACCAUUCAAGUGUCCAAAAUCCUGAGCAUAAGACAAUCAGUCCAAUUGAACAUUCGGAAGGUAUUGCAAAGAAAGUUCGGCGUUGGAAUGUUGAAGUUAGUGAGUUAAUCGUCGGAAUCAUGUUCAUCGACAUACCCGAAAUUCUGGACAACAACUUUCUAUUGACUUCAGGUCCGAUUUACGCUAUCUUACAUAUGUUAAAACGAAAUACUUUCUAUACGAAAGUUGUAGCCUUACAUCUUAGGAAUCUAUAGAAUCAAACGGUUUGCAAUUCCGUGAAGAAACGAUGGAGAUAUGCCCAAAUUACCGCAGGUUGUCCAGUUGUGACGGAAAUGACAAAGUUGGCAAAUUACGAUGUUGUUUCCACUCCCGCUCAUCCGUAAGGUUUCGGCCUUUGAUUUCCAGGUCUGUACCUUUGCGUUAGACUUGUCGAAUCAUUCAUCACAUACAUACAUGAACAUAUAUGUUAUUCCAUAUGUUAAAACCAUUCCAAAAUAUAUAUGUGAUACAUAUAUAAGUUAUCUAUAUGUUGAGAUCAAAAUACACCAAAUCCAUAAAGUUAAAUUACACAU